Messenger RNA from Hypanus sabinus (Atlantic stingray), 661 nucleotides. Its product is annotated as adhesion G-protein coupled receptor G2-like. The transcript has 3 exons. The coding region runs from base 50 to 652 and encodes 200 amino acids. Gene Ontology annotation, molecular function: G protein-coupled receptor activity. Gene Ontology annotation, cellular component: membrane. Gene Ontology annotation, biological process: cell surface receptor signaling pathway; adenylate cyclase-activating G protein-coupled receptor signaling pathway. NCBI's taxonomy places the organism in Eukaryota, Metazoa, Chordata, Chondrichthyes, Myliobatiformes, Dasyatidae. The record is from RefSeq and is a predicted model, not a curated record.
UGACAGGAGUGUGGAGGGGUAUGGAAGGCUAUGGUCCAGGUGCAGGUUGAUGGGAUUAGGCAAUUUAAAUGGUUCAGAACAGCCUAGAUGGGCCAAAGGUCCUGUUUCUGUGCUGUACUUUUCUAUGAUUCUAUAUUUAUCUGUGAUAAACAUUGAUUAUGUGAUGAAUACGUGUCAUUUUCUUCUAUUGACAGGCAUCCCUGCUGUGGUGGUGUCUUUGUGCAUUGCAGUGGACAAGGACAAUUAUGGACAAUUUCAAAUCAAAAUGCAGGACAAUAACAGCUCUGUUUCCAUGUGCUGGAUAAGAAAUAAUAUAGUCCAUUAUGUUACAAACUGUGGUUUUUUCGGCAUGAUAUGGCUUUUGAACCUGACAAUGCUAAUCACCGUCUGUGUCAAGCUAGCUCAGAUGAGAAAAGGAUUCGGUUCUGUGUCCAGAUCUGUGUGGAAGGAUCUGUGGACAGUCCUCAGCCUCAGUUAUUUGCUGGGCAUCACGUGGGCUUUGCCAUUUUUUUCACAUGGACCAAUGUACUUGGUUCGAACGUACCUGUUCUGCAUCUUAAACUCCUUGCAAGGGUUUUUUAUAUUCUUGUGGUACUGCACUAUAAAACUACCAUCCAAAGAGCAAACUACAAAUUAUACAUCAGAUAAGUAAAGAAGGCAC